Microstroma glucosiphilum is the source of this 1710-nucleotide messenger RNA. RefSeq lists its product as hypothetical. Gene Ontology annotation, biological process: L-tyrosine biosynthetic process. NCBI's taxonomy places the organism in Eukaryota, Fungi, Basidiomycota, Exobasidiomycetes, Microstromatales, Microstromataceae. Gene Ontology annotation, molecular function: prephenate dehydrogenase (NADP+) activity; prephenate dehydrogenase (NAD+) activity; NAD+ binding. The record is from RefSeq and is a predicted model, not a curated record. Bases 71 to 1564 code for a protein of 497 amino acids. The transcript has 3 exons.
UCCUGGUAGCGCACUCAGCUCGUCUCUUGAGAUUCGUCAGACAGUCUGUACAUCUCACCAUCAGUUUUUGAUGACGCUAGCAGGUGGCAGCGGCCGCCAUCGCCUCGAAGGAGAUGACAAGAUCGAGGUGGGCAUCAUCGGAAUUGGAGACAUGGGCAGACUAUAUGCUGCAAAGAUCAACGCAGCCGGUUGGAUAGUCAAUGUUUGUGAUAGACCGGAAAAGUACGAAUCGCUGCAGGAGGAAUACAAAGGCACGAGCAUCAAUGUAUACAAAGAUGGUCAUCUGGUCUCACGGCGGAGCGACCUGAUCAUUUACUCGGUCGAGGCUGCUCUCAUCUACAAUGUCGUGGCCCAAUACGGGCCCUCGACAAAGAUGGGAGCCAUCGUCUCUGGGCAAACGUCUGUCAAGGCACCAGAGCAAAGAGCUUUUGAAGCUCAUCUGCCUGCAGACUCGUACAUCAUCUCAUGUCACUCCCUUCACGGACCCAAGGUCGACCCUACCGGCCAGCCUCUAGUGCUUAUCCAGCAUCGAGCGCCAGACGAGAAGAUGAGGUUGAUGGAAAGAAUCAUGGCUGCUUUUGGGUCACGCAUCGUCCUCCUCAGCUACCAAGAGCACGAUGUCGUCACUGCCAAUACUCAAGCCGUGACUCAUGCAGCUUUUCUCGCCAUGGGAGCUGCAUGGCGGUGUAGCGGUGAUUACCCGUGGGAGACCGAUAGGUGGGCUGGACCCAUCGAGACGGUCAAGAUCAACAUCAUGAUCCGCAUCCUCUCUGCAAAGUGGCAUGUCUACGCCGGGCUUGCCAUUCUCAACCCCUCGGCGCGGAUACAGGUGACGCAAUACGCCAAGAGUGUCAGCGAUCUCUUCAAGUUGAUGAUCGCGGACAGGCACGAUGAGAUGCUGCGGAGGGUGUUCGAGGCGAGGCGCAAGGUCUUUGGCUGGCAGGACGAUGAGCAACCUGCCGCUGCUGGAGAGGGUAAAGAUGCCAACACAUCAGCUACUACUGGCACAACCACGUCAUCCUCCACACGGCAGCAGAGACCGAUCUUGAUGAGCGACGCAAUGCUAGCACAGUUCCAUCAGGCCGCCCGCAAGGUAGCCCCUCCUCCACCUACCGAUGGCAGCAGCACAGAUCAGCCAGCAGCGGGCACGACUGAGCAGCAGACCACAGACUCAUCCUCACCACCUGUCCGUCCUCCCAACUCGCACCUCUCCCUCCUGGCAAUAGUCGACUGCUGGCACCACUUAGGAAUCGAUCCCUACGCGCACCUAGAGCUAGCAGCCACGCCCAUCUUCCGCAUCUGGAUCGGCGUAUGCGAGUACCUUUUUCGCUCUCCAGCCCGUCUACGAGCCUCGAUCCGCGCAGCCGUCGAAGAUCCUACUUUCCGUGGGGACGAUACCGAGUUCGUUGUUGCGGCUAGAGGAUGGGCAGAGGCGGUCAAUGCGGGCAACUUUGAACACUACGAAUGGCGAUUCAAAGACACGGCGCGCUUCUUUGAGCCACGAUUCGAAGAGGCGAACAAGGUCGGUGCGGAGAUGCUGAAGGUGGUUAUGAGCUCGCGAUGAGGGGCGUGGAGUAGUGAAGUUGAAACAGUGGACUGAAAGGCAAGGCGAAGGGCAGUCACGGAGGAGGAAAGGGGGGAAUGUGGUGUAUCUUCGCGUCGAGAUGUCAAUGUCACAGCAUCGUGCAAGAAAUCGUUCGAUUCAGGCCC